UGUGUGUGUGUGUCCGUCCCCCCAGAGGACGGUGAGGUGUAUGUGUGGGACCUGAGGACCAGGUCCUGUGUGAACAGGUUCACAGACGACGGCUGUGUGAGGGGAACGUCCAUCGCCGCCUCGCCCAACGGCCAGUACCUCGCCUGCGGCUCUGAGGCGGGCGUGGUCAACAUCUACUCCCAGGAGGCGUGUCUUAACUCGGCCAAUCCCAGGCCUCUGAGAGCCGUGAUGAACCUGCUGACCUCGGCCACCGCUCUGACCUUUAACCCCUCCUCGGAGAUCCUCGCCAUGGCGUCCCGGGCCGAAGACGAGGCCGUCCGCCUGGUCCACCUGCCGAGUCUGUCCGUCUUCUCUAACUUCCCCGUGUCCAAGAGGAAGAUAGUGUACCGAGCCAGCUGCCUCGACUUCUCCCCGCACAGCGGCUUCUUCUCAUUGGCCAACAACAAAGGACACGCCCCCCUCUUCAGGUCAGCAGCCAACCAGCUCCACCG
Messenger RNA from Etheostoma cragini (Arkansas darter), 491 nucleotides. RefSeq names its product UTP18 small subunit processome component (gene utp18). Lineage: Eukaryota; Metazoa; Chordata; Actinopteri; Perciformes; Percidae. Gene Ontology annotation, molecular function: protein binding. Gene Ontology annotation, biological process: rRNA processing. The annotation marks the transcript as partial. Gene Ontology annotation, cellular component: small-subunit processome; Pwp2p-containing subcomplex of 90S preribosome. The transcript has 3 exons. The record is from RefSeq and is a predicted model, not a curated record.